ACCGCACGCACCCACGCACCCACUAAGCUGCUACAGCCGUCCACUCUCCGUCUCAUAUACCACGUCCCUCUCCUACGCCUUCCGCUGUCGCGUGGCCUUCCUUGCGCUCUCUUUCCCCCGUCGACCACGAGCCGCCGUCAUCCGUCAUCUCCGCAGUCGUCCUUCUUGCCGCCGCCAUUCUUCCCUGCUUCUCCAUGUCGAUCUUAUCUCGCUCGCAUCGCUCGAUGCCUGUCGUCGCCAGACGAUAACCCAGGGCUCUCCACGGCCAGCGACGCUCCCCAUUGCUUAUCGUGUUUCUGUAAGCCGAUCUACUCCCUACUCUUCCUUCUACAACGUUUGCCGUCUCGCUGCAGAGUUCUUCUCCCAUUGCUGUCGCGCAUGCAUCGCUCUGCCUGUCGCACGCUUACCCAAGAGCUGUUGCUGAAUCCUUUUCGCCCAUCGCAAACUCACAUCCGGAGCCAACCUUGGCCGUCCCUACGUGCUGUUAAUAAGGCAUCGCAGGCUCGAUUUGUGCUUUUCUGACUGCUCAUUCUUAUUUAUAUAAUCCUGCUUUCUAUGGUUCUAGACUUGGCGUUGGCAAAAUCAUGUUCGGCAAAUUCACUCUGGAAGUAAUAGGCUGGUGGGAGCGGGUUGGCAAUUUCCUCUUUCCGGAGCAUGGACGACUAAAGCUGCCCGCAUGGCUGCGAUUUCCGAAGCUGAUGCACAGCUUCAAUUUCAUCCUUCUGCAUUAUUUGUACAUGAUUUUCAUGACCUUGAUUGGUUCAAUCUUGUUGUAUCCUCCGGGCGGCUUGAGAUAUAUUGAUGCCCUCUUCUUCGCUGCGGGAGCGGCGACUCAGAGCGGGUUGAACACUGUUGAUGUGAACAAACUCUUCCUCUACCAGCAGAUCGUAUUGAUUUUGAUGGCCUGCUUGUGUAACCCGAUCAUCAUAAAUACCUUUGUCGUCUUUGUGCGUCUCUACUGGUUCGAGAAACGCUUUCAGGGCGUUGUCACUCAGGCAAGAGCUACACGAGGGAGAACUCUUUCACGCAGAAAAAGCGAAGACAAAACGGCAGACCUUGAUCAGGAGGAGAAGGGCGUAGGCGAUCGCCCGAUCGCAAUUCUUCGUGGAUCGAAUCAGCCCAUGGCCAGAAAAGGCGAUAAGGGCUCAGCGGACUUGCAGAGCCAAGAUGGCGUACCCCAAGGCGGAGUGGCCAUGAACAAGACGACUAGCAAUGGGAGCGGCAUAUCACCGGUAGACCGACCCUUUCACCGUGAGAUCACGUUUGCGGACGAAGUCAGCCCUUCCGACUCUGACGCCGACAUUGCGAACGAGGACAGAAUACCCGAGCAGCGAUCCAAGGAGCAGCACAUUGCCUUUGUGGAAAAUCAGCGCAAUCCAAAGGACAAUUCAACCCUGUGGAUUCCGGGCCCGAGAGAUGUCGAGAGAGGAUAUCGGCCGCAGCGCAUAGAAGAGGGUAAAUCAACUAGCGGCGAAGAUGAUCCAUCCCCGUUGACAAGACGGGAUACUGAGCCAGAGCAAACUCUUGAGAGGGAGGCAAGAGGUGUAAGGAGCCGAUUCAAAUCUCCAUUCGCGUGGUGGAGAAAGGCCGACGAUAAUGAUGACUCUCCUGGGGGACUGCGCUCUCGUGUAAUAUCGUCUACCCGGUCAAUCGGCCGCUAUAUAAGCCAAGACAGACACAAUACCGAUCCUCUGCCGUACCUCAGUUACACUGCCACCAUAGGACGGAACUCCACCUUCGUCGAUCUAACGGAAGAGCAGCGAGAGGAGCUCGGUGGCAUCGAAUACCGCGCGUUGAAGACGCUUGCUUGGAUUCUCAUAUGCUAUUAUGUCGGGUUCUUCCUUUUGAGUUUCGUCAUCAUGGUUCCGUGGAUAGUGCGAAGCGCCCGCUACACAAGUGUGGUCCGCGAGGUUGCGCAGUCACCGGUCUGGUGGGGAUUUUUCACGCCCAUGUCUAUGUUCACUGAUCUCGGUUUCACCCUGACGCCGGACAGCAUGAUCUCCUUCCAACGAGCGGUCCUUCCACUCUUGCUUGGUGUGUUCCUCAUAAUUGCUGGAAACACGGGAUUCCCAUGCUUGCUACGUUUCAUCAUCUGGGCGAUGUCAAAGAGUGUGCCCUACGGUAGCGGGAUAUGGGAAGAGCUCAGGUUUCUCCUGGAUCACCCGAGACGAUGCUUCACGCUCCUGUUCCCACAAAAGGCAACUUGGUGGCUGUUCUUUGUGUUGGUAUUGCUCAAUGGCCUCGAUUUGAUCUUCUUCGUACUACUCGACAUCAACGAUCCCACAGUCACGUCUCUGCCUGGCGGCAUACAGUUCCUUGACGGUCUCUUCCAGGCCGCGAGUACGCGCACGGCAGGAUUUGCUUGUGUGAAUUUGGCAGAUCUCCACCCAGCGAUUCAAGUUUCUUAUCUGAUCAUGAUGUACAUCUCUGUCUUCCCCAUCGCUAUUUCCGUCCGUCAGACAAACGUCUACGAAGAGAAGAGUCUUGGCGUCUACGCCGGCCACCAUGAGGACGACGAGAACUCCGAUUCCAAUAGCACGUCCUACCUCGGCUCCCACUUACGUCGUCAGCUCUCUUUUGAUUUGUGGUAUGUCUUCCUCGGUCUUUUUCUCAUCACCAUCAUUGAAGGCCGUCGAAUUGAGAACGUCAACGAGCCGGCUUUCACGAUCUUUUCCUGCCUGUUCGAGAUCGUGUCGGCGUAUGGUACUGUCGGCCUCAGCCUGGGAUACCCGACCAUCAAUGCCUCCUUCUCUGCCGAGUUCAGAACUCUCAGCAAACUCAUCAUCAUAGCUAUGAUGCUGCGUGGCCGCCACCGUGGGCUUCCCUAUGCGCUUGAUCGCGCCAUCUUGCUCCCGUCGGAAUCCCUCCAGCGGAAGGAGCAGGCUAUGGACGAUCAACGGCGAGAGCGGAGGGCUAGCGUGGCGAGUUUGGCAGCCUCGCAUGCGGAUGGCACGGGGGUUGAGACGAUUCAACAGGUCGGCGAGUUGACGGCUAGGACAAAUGCAAGUAGAGUAUCUACACGUAGUCGUAGUCGGCGUCGCCUUUCGAGAGUGCUCACUGGGGCUCUCAAUCCAGGCUCGGCGGUCAUGCGGGCGCCCUAAUUGGUCGGCUUUCAUAGCGUAUGCACAUGCGGGUCUUGCCCCUUUUUCUCUGACUAUUGUUAUUUGCUUACUUGUUGGCUUCGGCGGAUUUCACGAAUCCUGCUAAAUUUUGAGCGUCCUGUCUUUGAUUUUAAAUUUUUGUUCACAUUUCUUCGUACAACAGAAUUGGGCGGUCCAUCUCGGUGUACUGCACAACGUCUGGCCUGGAACUGUUUGCCCCAUAACCAUCAUGAACGCUGUUCACUCCAGGCAACAGAAUUUGAAAUGUGGAUUCGCAGUGUAUCAGCUGGACCCGGAGUGGCAAUGCAUUGUGGGGAUGAAAGCAUGCCUGCUUAGCCUCACGGACGGUCUUUUGGGCUUGCAGAGGACAUCAGAAUGGUGUCUUUUUCCACAGCAGUUACGCCACAGCUGCACGCAGCGUUGCAAAAAAGUUGGCACAGUCCACGACGGUGUCUUUUUGGGAUGGUAUAGUGUAGGCAGCCAAUGUAUUUCUCCACGGACGCAUAACCGCACGUACUGUGCCUUGAGUGGAUCUAAAACCAUGAUUUGUG
Messenger RNA from Verruconis gallopava, 3652 nucleotides. RefSeq lists its product as uncharacterized. The transcript is spliced from 3 exons. NCBI's taxonomy places the organism in Eukaryota, Fungi, Ascomycota, Dothideomycetes, Venturiales, Sympoventuriaceae. Gene Ontology annotation, cellular component: plasma membrane. The record is from RefSeq and is a predicted model, not a curated record. Gene Ontology annotation, molecular function: high-affinity potassium ion transmembrane transporter activity. The coding region runs from base 585 to 3101 and encodes 838 amino acids. Gene Ontology annotation, biological process: potassium ion import across plasma membrane; intracellular potassium ion homeostasis.